AAGGCGGGUCUAGUAACUGGAAGGAACCAAUGAGGCUCGGUAGAGACGGCAGGAGGCCGAGGCGGUCACUAGUCGGGUUUCCCCAUCCCAACGAAAUCUGGAAAUCCCAAGGCUGCGGUCUUAGACUCACUGUUGGGGAGCGGACGAGGAGAGCUACUGCUCUGGCCAGCCCUUCACUCUCCCCAUCUCCAUCACGGAGGCCGGAAGUGGAAGUGACGGACACGGAAGUGCCCUGCUGUUGCCGAGGGGACGGACCAGGCAGAUGCCAACAUGGCAGCGGUGGGGUCCGGCGGUUCCACCGCGGCGGCUGGGCCAGGGGCGGUUUCCGCGGGGGCGUUGGAGCCUGGAACCGCUAGUGCGGCUCACCGGCGCCUCAAAUACAUAUCCCUAGCUGUGCUGGUGGUCCAGAAUGCCUCCCUCAUCCUCAGCAUCCGCUACGCCCGCACACUGCCUGGGGACCGCUUCUUUGCCACCACUGCUGUGGUCAUGGCCGAAGUGCUCAAAGGUCUCACCUGCCUGCUGCUGCUCUUCGCACAAAAGAGGGGUAACGUGAAGCACCUGGCACUCUUCCUGCAUGAGGCUGUCCUGGUGCAGUAUGUGGAUACACUCAAGCUCGCAGUGCCCUCCCUCAUCUACACCCUGCAGAAUAACCUCCAGUACGUGGCCAUCUCCAACCUGCCAGCUGCCACGUUCCAGCCUUCCCCGAGGCACCGCCAAAGCCAUAGCCUCCACCUCCGCCUCAGCCUCGGCCUCCACCUCUGGGCCCUGCACUCACCAGCAGCCUCCCGGGCAGCCGCCGCCACCCAAGCUGUCUUCCCAUCGCGCAGACCUCAGCACGGAGCCCUUUCUGCCGAAGUCAGUGCUGGUGAAGUGAGGGUUGGUGGUGGUGGGGGGCCACAGGGAGGGGGACUGGGUGGAGGGUGUUGGGCAUCCAGAGGGACUUAAGCUGCCACUGGGCCUGGCUCCUCUGGAAUUGGAAGUGUUUUCUCCCAGGUCAUGGAGACUUCUGCAGGGGCUUUGGAGCAGGUGUGGGGCAUCACACAAACCCUUCCUUGUAGACUGAGCCCCCUUCCCCUGGAGGGGGAUCAUGAGAGCUGCCUCCUCGGCCCCAGUGAACUGCUUUGGGGACUGGGUUGGCAGUAUUGUCGUUCAAGGCCUUUCUUUGCCUGCCUGCCCUCAGCUGGAGGUGUCCUGUCUUCCACGCUCUCUCGGGAGAGCCCCUCCCAGCGGUCCCUCCUCCCCCUUUGUAAGGACAAAUUGGACAAAAAUUCUACAGCUCUUUAGCAAUGGAUGCCUACCUGUGGGGUUCCGCUUCCUGUAGCUUGAGGCCUUUUUGCCUCCCUCACAACCACAAGGGACCAGACCCUAUUAGCAGCCCGGUCUUUUUUGUAUGUGGCCUUGGGGCAGCUUUCCUGAUGGGAGACCCCUGAAAAUGGGCCUGUGAGCACCCCGGAGUUGGGGGAGGGGGGCGGGUGGAGAGGAAGAGGAAGGAAGGGGUGGGAAUUAAGAUGUUCUGCAUCAGCCUGGUCCAGGGGAGGGUGCGGUAGGGGCAUCUGUUUUUUAAUGGUUUGGGAAUUUGUGGUAUAAUCAGAUAAUGAAUGAUCCAGGGUGUGGGAAAAGCCGGUGGGGGAGGUCCUUGGAGUGGCUGAAUCUCAUUGAAUCUAAGACACUGUCAGUUGCCGGAUGCAGGGUUCUUGUCUGAGACAGCCCAAGAGGGAAAAUAAAGCUGCCAAUCACACUGUUGAUACACACUAGCUAGCUGUAUGAGGCACCCUGUCACAGGGUGAGGGUGUCUUCAAAUGCUGAAAUGUGGAACCUGUCCCCUGCACUCCCCAAAGCUUAUUAACCCCUUAACCGUCUCCCAGGAUGUGUGUGUACGUGUGCGUGUGCAUGUGUGCAUCUAUAUCUACGCACGCGCAAGAGAUGCCUGGGCUGUCUUUGCUCUAUGUACAUAGGGUCGUUGGAUCUUUAUUUUUAAUUAAUUUGUUCUGAUUUUUCUGGUUUGUUUUCUAAGGAACUGUAAUGAACAAAUAUCAGGAGACCCAAUGCCAAAUAAAGAUGUUGUAUUUA
Messenger RNA from Nyctereutes procyonoides (raccoon dog), 2070 nucleotides. RefSeq names its product solute carrier family 35 member A2 (gene SLC35A2). The coding region runs from base 271 to 945 and encodes 224 amino acids. The transcript has 4 exons. Gene Ontology annotation, cellular component: Golgi membrane. NCBI's taxonomy places the organism in Eukaryota, Metazoa, Chordata, Mammalia, Carnivora, Canidae. Gene Ontology annotation, molecular function: UDP-galactose transmembrane transporter activity. The record is from RefSeq and is a predicted model, not a curated record. Gene Ontology annotation, biological process: pyrimidine nucleotide-sugar transmembrane transport.